This is a messenger RNA of Annulohypoxylon maeteangense, 2316 nucleotides long. Its product is annotated as kinase-like protein. Bases 553 to 2061 code for a protein of 502 amino acids. The record is from RefSeq and is a predicted model, not a curated record. The transcript has a single exon. Gene Ontology annotation, biological process: protein phosphorylation. Gene Ontology annotation, molecular function: protein serine/threonine kinase activity; ATP binding. Lineage: Eukaryota; Fungi; Ascomycota; Sordariomycetes; Xylariales; Hypoxylaceae.
UGACCAUCUCCAGAGGGCUACACAGCUGAAAAUAGAAGGAGCCCAAAAUAAUUGGACCCUAAGGUUAAGGUUAGCCUGUGGAAUUAAGAUCCGCUCGCUACACCCCACCCUAAAUCCCAGAAAAAACUUUCUGGUACAGUCGCAUAAUUAAAAGAAAGUGGUGGCCUGUUCUUACAUUUUUGAUUCCUUCCCUUCCUUUUCAUCCACCAUUAGGUGAACCAAUUUUCGACCGUUCAACAACCCAAAAACGACUUAUAGUAAACCUACGCGAUUGCAAAUGCAUCAGCAAAACGAUUCCGACCGAUUUUCUUCAUCUACAGACUGCCACCAGAUGACUUCGACCCUUCAACCAGUACACUCUGAUUAUCUUCGCGAAGCACGCUCUGACGCCGAGCGACGACGCGGAACCCGCCUACCUUGAAUCGGGGCGGGUUGAAAGAGUCGCGUCGACGGAAGGCUCUAUUUUUUUAAAAAUCCUUUUAAUUAGGGUAUUUUACUUGAGAUAAACACGGUAUAAAGUAUAAGGAGGAUAAAGAGGAGGGAUUAGAAAUCAUGUUACCACCAGCCGCCCCAGCGCUUACAACCGUUCGCGGUUUCGCACCGACCCCAAUUAUGUCCGGCGACGACGACUCCGACCAUUGUCAGACACCACCUUUGUCUGCGCGACGCGGCCGAACCCCUCGUAUCGACGAUGUUGUUAGCGCUAACUGUAGUCCCGUUUUGCGCGGCAGUCAUUCGCCUGCUAUCAGUGGUAUCGCCAAGCUGCGCUUGCAACUCGACCCUCUCAACCUAGGCGACUCACGUGCCAGCACGAUGUGCCGAACUCGAAGCGCCAGUCGACAGCGUGUCAUGAGCGGAUUCACCAGUCAUACAGGUCGUAGCGACGACGAAAUUUCGGAGGCCGGAUCGACCAGUUAUGAGGUUGCGCUAGAGAACGACUUCGUUAGCGAAAGUGUACGAGAGAAGCGCUAUGGUGCGAUCGAAGGUGGAUUAGUGCCUCGAAAGACGCAGUCUGAGGACUUCGAGCCCCUCCGUUGUCUCGGAAAGGGCACUUACGGCACCGUUCUUCUCGUCAAGCAGCGCACGACCGGCCGAUUAUACGCGCAGAAACAAUUCAAGAAAGCCUCGGUAGUGGUUCACAAGAAACUGGUCGAGCAAACAAAGACGGAGCGACAAAUUCUCGAGUCUGUCAAUAGACAUCCCUUUGUCGUCAAGCUGUUCUAUGCUUUCCAAGAUCAAGAGAAGUUGUACCUCAUCCUCGAGUAUGGACAGGGUGGAGAGCUAUUCACCCAUCUCAACACCGAGAAGAUGUUCCCCGAACCAGUUGCUGCCUUCUAUAUGGCUGAGAUGGUACUUGCCCUGUCUCAUCUUCACGAUACGCUCGGCGUAGUUUACAGAGAUUUGAAACCCGAGAAUUGCCUACUAGAUGCUCAAGGUCACCUUCUGCUAACCGAUUUUGGCCUGUCCAAAGUUUCGGUAGAGGAUGACGAUGGCUGCAAGUCUAUACUCGGAACUGUUGAGUAUAUGGCACCCGAAGUCGUUCAAGGCCAGAAAUACGGCAAGGCGGUCGACUGGUGGUCGUUCGGUGCGUUGGGUUACGACCUUAUGACGGGUAACCCACCCUUCCGUGGCGGCAACCACGCCAAGAUCCAGAGCAACAUCGUCAAGCAGAAGCUCGUCUUGCCUUACUUUCUAGGUCCCGAUGCCAAGGACCUGCUUACGCGGCUUUUGAAGAAGGAUCCCGCCAAGCGCCUAGGUUCUCAUAUGCCCAAAGAUCUCCAGAUCAUCAAGAAGCACAGAUUCUUCCGGAAGAUCGACUGGAAGAAACUUGCCGCCAGGGAGUUGGAGGCGCCGAUUCAACCAAUGAUCACGGACCCGGAACUUGCGGAGAACUUCGCACCGGAAUUUACCGAGCUAUGUUUGAGCCCUAUCGUCGCCAGGGAUCCCUGGAACGAAUUCUCGCCAAAGGAUGGCUUUAAGGAAGACCCCUUCGGCGGAUUUAGUUUCGUGGCUUCCAACAGCCUUCUAGAGACCAACGGUUUUAUGUGUGCCGAAGCAUAGAGAUUCCUCGAUGGAGCAUAUGGUUACGGAUUCAGUGCAGCAAUAUGGUUAUAGAGCGAUUCUAAGCCGGUUUGCAUGCGAUUUUAGAGGGUUUGGCGACGAUGAUAGGUUUCGGGACCACCCGCAGUGAUUGAAAUCACGAUUUUAGACUAAUAGACCGAUUUGGGACGAUUCAUUAAUAGAAGCAAUGCUCAGAGGCUGUCGAGCAGCCAAGAACUACCCUUGCUAUUCCCCCGUUUAUGAUAAUAUCCCAAC